Molecule: messenger RNA, 1134 nt
Organism: Trichomonas vaginalis G3
Lineage: Eukaryota; Parabasalia; Trichomonadida; Trichomonadidae
Product: cyclin-dependent kinase inhibitor 2C-related family
Exons: 1
Coding region: 1-1134 (377 amino acids)
Molecular function (GO): protein binding
Source: RefSeq, a predicted model, not a curated record
AUGGAUCAAAUAUCAAUGACAAAGAAAAAGAUGGAAAAACCGCUCUUCAUUUUGCAGCCAUUUAUAAUAAUAAAAAAAUUACUGACCUUCUUCUUUCACAUGGAGCAAACAUCACUGAUAAAAAUGCAGAUGGGAAAACAGCUCUUCAUUAUGCAGCUAUUAAUAAUAGCAAAGAAACCGCCGAAUUUCUGCUUUCAAAAAGAUGACAGCAAAAAAACAGCUCUUCAUUAUGCAACCAUUUGUAAUAAAAAAGAAAUAGUCACGCUUCUUAUUUGGCAUGGUGCAAAUAUCGAUGAAAAAACAGAAGAUGGGCGAACAUCUCUUCAUUAUUCAACUAUUAAUAAUAAUAAAGAAAUUCCCAAACUUCUUCUUUUAUAUGGUGCAAAUAUAAAUGAAAAAGACAAAAAUGGAAAAUCUGCUUUUCAAUAUACCAUAGACAAAAAUAAUAAAGAAAUAGCUGUACUUCUUCUUUCACAUAGUGCCAACAUCAACGAAAAAACCGAUGAUGGAAUAACUGCUCUGCAUUUUGCAGCAAAUAAUAAUAAUAAAAUUGUAGAAUUUCUUCUUUCACUUGGUGCGAAUAUCAAUGAAAAAGAUAAAGAUGGUAAAAUCGCUCUUCAUUAUACAGCUAUUAAUAACAGCAAAGAUACAACAGAACUUCUUAUUUUAAAUGGUUCAAAUAUCAAUGAAAAAGAUAACAAUGGAAAAACAUCUCUUCAUUAUGCAAUAGAUAAAAAUAAUAAAGAAAUAGCCGAACUUCUUCUUUCACAUGGAGCAAAUAUCAAUGAAAAAGAUAACAAUGGAAAAACAUAUCUUCAUUAUGCAAUAGAUAAAAAUAAUAAAGAAAUAGCCGAACUUCUUCUUUCAUAUGGAGCAAAUAUCAAUGAAAAAGAUAACAAUGGAAAAACAUCUCUGCAUUAUGCAACAGAAAAUAAUAGGAAAGAAAUUCAACAAUUUCUUAUUUUGAAAGGUGCAAAUAUCAAUGAAAACGACAAUAAUCCAAAGUCCGCUCUUCAUUAUAAAACAGAUAAAGAGAGUAAAGGAACGUCAAAACAUCAUAAUCCACGUGAUUCAAAUAUCAAUGAAAAAGAAAAAGACAGGAAAAACAGCUCUUCUUGCUGUUUAAUUUUAUAA